CUGAGACAGAGACUUCGUGGUGUUCGAAGGUGCGACACGAAUCUACCCAGCAGGAGCAGGAUCACCAGUUGACUGGUGCCAUCCCGUCACAUUUCAACAUUUUUCACGCCGCAUGUUGGUGUUGCUGUUGCUCUACUACAGCUUUGCUCUGGUGAAGUUUCAUGUAUGAAAAUGUCUUCGCGUUUGGUUUCAUUGAAUAUUAUUGAAAGAGUGACAGAUUUCUUUUUUGUACCAUCAACCUGUCUUAUUUUAUUUUCAGUAGAUUGCGGUACGACCUCCUCAUCACAGGAAAAGAAUCAUGGCGGUCGAUCCGGAUUUGUCACUGUUGUAUUCUGCGCCGCUACCGUAUGUGGAGUGUUUCUUCUGUUCGAAGAACGCGGUAGCGGCCCCAGUGGUCUGCGACGGCUGUGGUUUGGCGGUGUACUGCAAGAACGAGUGCCGCUCGGAACACGCGCUUCGUGGCCAUCGCGAGCAGUGUUUGGAACACCAAUCCCUCCUGCGCGGCGCCCGCGGUGACGGAACGCGUGGACCAGGUGGCUUCCAGGGCGGUCAAGUUGGCGCAAACUUCCUGAUCCAGCCCGCUGACUACGGUGCGUUUGUGCAGUCGCUGCCGAUGCUAGAGUGGAGCGGCGGCGAGGUGGAUCCCCGAGGCUUGCCACGUGGCUGUCCGCACGUGAAACACCUCAGUGCCCUCGGCGCCAUUCCCAAAUGGGCAAAGCUUGCGAAAAGCUGCGGCUAUCCACUGGAUGCUGGUCCUGAGGACGGAGGACCACACCUCGAGCUGCAGCUCCAUCACCUUUUACGGGCCCUUGCUCUCUAUGGCGAGGAUUCGCCGCAGAACAUGGCGGGCAUGUUCGGCUGGCGGAUUCGAC
Messenger RNA from Amoebophrya sp. A120, 872 nucleotides. The record is from the annotation of a GenBank genome assembly. NCBI's taxonomy places the organism in Eukaryota, Dinophyceae, Syndiniales, Amoebophryaceae.